Messenger RNA from Cydia pomonella (codling moth), 4577 nucleotides. It is a transcript of the gene Scamp, whose product is annotated as secretory carrier-associated membrane protein 5. The transcript is spliced from 8 exons. Bases 152 to 1186 code for a protein of 344 amino acids. The record is from RefSeq and is a predicted model, not a curated record. Gene Ontology annotation, biological process: protein transport. Gene Ontology annotation, cellular component: recycling endosome membrane; trans-Golgi network membrane. NCBI's taxonomy places the organism in Eukaryota, Metazoa, Arthropoda, Insecta, Lepidoptera, Tortricidae.
GUCAACUGUCACUUUUCGUCAUCAACGAUUUGUCACUACUUUAUCAGUUGAUUGUGUAUCUCAUUUUGAGCUAAAAAUAUAUGGAAAAACCCUUGCUUUGUCGAAAGUAAUAUAUACAAAGGAUUCAGAAAAUAUAGUAGUAACCUAAACAAUGUCUAAGUUCGAGGAUAAUCCGUUUGAGGACCCUACCAUAGACAACCCAUUUGCUGACCCUGCCGUCCAGCAAGUUGCGAGAAGUACAAACAAUGCGACACAAGGUCUCGACGAUUACAAUCCCUUCGAUGGGCAGCCUAACGCAAAUCAACCCACGGUCCAACAACCACCACAGCCAGCGAUCAUGCAGGCAGUGUCCCCGCCCACAAACACACAGUUUGUUGGAGGUGGCAACAGGCCAUCCCAACAGCAGCCGCAAGGGCCGCCCAACAAUAACCUCACUGCUGACCUUUUGAGGCGGCAAGAAGAACUAGAACGUAAAGCGGAGGAGCUAGCCAGGCGCGAGGCAGAACUCCGGGCCGGGUCCGCCGGCAGACGGAACAAUUGGCCGCCAUUGCCGGGCUUCUGCCCUGUGCAACCGUGCUUCUACCAGGAUAUAAAUGUGGACAUACCAUUGGAGUUCCAGAGGAUCGUGCGGCACCUGUACCAUCUGUGGAUGUUCCACGCGCUGAUCCUUGCCCUAAACAUCGUCGGCACAAUGUGCCUCAUGUUCGCGGGCGAAGGCUUCACCGUGUUCGGUCUGGCCAUCCUCUACUUCGUGCUACUGACUCCCUUCAGCUUUAUCUGCUGGUACCGACCCAUCUACAAGGCGUUCAGGAGCGACUCCUCCUUUAACUUUAUGGUGUACUUCUUCAUAUUCCUGUUCCAAAUCAUUAUUGCUGUGGUGCAGAGUGUUGGGUUCAAUGGAAGUGGUUAUUGCGGUUUGAUCACCAGUAUCGCCAUAUUCCAGACGAACAUUGGUGUCGGUAUCAUCACCAUUCUGAUCACCAUCGGCUUCAUCACCAGCGCCGUGGCCGAUGUUAUGCUCAUGGCUAAGGUGCACCGCAUCUACCGAUCAACGGGAGCGUCGCUCGCCAAGGCGCAGACGGAGUUCACGACGGAGAUCCUCCGCAACCCGCACGUGCAGACCGCCGCGUCCAGCGCGGCCGCCGCCGCCGUCAACGCGCAGAUCGCGCAGGCCAACCGCUACUAGCCGAAUUGAAACAGACGGACCGCUCCAAACGUGCAUUUAGAAAUACGCAACGUACACUGGAAAUGAACUAGUGGUAAUUCGCUUUUUCUCUUUGUUCACGAAGCAUGUAAAUAUGAUUAUUCAUAUUUACACUUUUCGUGGGCUUUUUCGACGUAUUUAUUGUUGUAUGUUAUGUCACCAUGCAGAGACAUGUUCGAAGAGCUAAACGUUAAGCGUAAGGCUAGUCGGAGUAAUUGCGACUAUGGGGUAAAUUCAAGUAUUCAGAAAUACAUUUAAAUAAUAAAAGUUUCUUAACCUUAUAAAAUUUAAAGUACGGCUGACUGCGCCAUGGAUGAAAUUGCCAAUAUCACGAUCCGAUACUUGUAUUUCUAGUGUAGUGGCUCCAAGGCUGCCCAAUGCAAUGCCUCGAGAUUUUACUCGACUCGUGAGAAUAUGUGUUGAAACUGGCCGGUCAUGUCUCUGCUUGGUAAUUAUUCGUGAUCUAAUUGUUGUAUGAAAAUCAAGUCAAUGAUCAAAUAAUUGCGGCAUCCAGAAAUUUAGUAUAUGUAAAUUCUCCGACGACAAACUUUUUGUUUGUUAUUAAUAGCUGUUGCGGUCAGUGGACAGCCAAAUUGACAAGAGGGCUGUGUGUGUAAUCGUAAUAUCGAUAAUUAUUACUUAUUUAUUAUGACUUAUAAAAAUAAUUUUGUAAUAUAAUAAUGGGCUGCUUCCAAAAGCAGUGUAUCACAAAAAGUCGCAUUUUAUAGACUUCGUAUUUUGGGGGUUAUAAAGUACAACAUUACUUUUAGAAGUGUCCAAAAUAAUGCGUAGUGUAAAGAGCGGAUCACAAAAUAAAUGUGAGCUAGUAUUUUACGUUUUAUACUACACCUAUUAUAGCGAAGAUUUAUGUAACAAUUAAAAUUGUGUUGCACUGUUUUUCAAUAUCACUUUGUUUUGAGUAUAUCUUAUUUUAGUGUUAAGCAUCGCCAAUAAAAUUAAAUUGUUAAGUUGAUUGCUAAUUUUAUGAACAUUUUAAAUAAUGUGAGCUUAAUGAUGCUUUAAUGUUCUACAAAGCCUUAUUGAAAUUAUGUUUUACGUUGGGUCGCGGUGGCUCUUAUACUUAAAGACCUGUUGGUUUUUCUUUACUUAUGUUACGAAAAGCUCCAGGAAAUUAUUUUGAAUGCAGUGAAAAAUAUUUAUUGAAAGGUCAGUCUGGGCAGCAGUAACCCUAAAGUUAAAAAUGUAAAUACCCAGAAAUAUAAGUACGUGGCGAUCUAAGGGCCUAACCAAGAUGACUAUCGUUCACAGAGAAACGAAACGCUAUCUGUCUCUAUCGCACUAAUACGGAAGAGUGAUAGAGACUAGCGUUUCAUUUCUUAAGUGUGCUUUAUUUGUAUUUCAUUGGCAGUUAAAUAUGCCCCAUGGUUGUAAUUGCCCCGACUGAUAUUUUAUGGGAUUAAAAUAUUAAGUUCAUCAAAGUGCGAUUUUAGUAUUUAUGUCAGUUAUUAUUUUUUUAUUUGCGCACUUUUUGAGCUGAGCCUUACUAGAUUUUAUUACUUUAUAGAAUGCCCUUGUAACCUAUACUAGUAAUAUAUAAGAUAAAGGGGUGUUCACAUUAGUUUUUGCUUCAUCGUUUGUAUCCACAGAUAACUUAUUUUUGGCAAUUAUGUGAACAUUCCAAAGCGAACUGUCUAAACAAAAUGUAAAUAUUUUAUAUCUUUAAUUUAUAUAUGUCCAUGUAAAUUAGGUCUACAUAUAGCACUUACUGUUUAUUAGUAUUCAUGGUUAAAUACCAUUCAGUGUGGAUUUGGUAGGUUUGAACUGAUUAAUAUAAAUCAUUCGGUUUAGCCUAGUUUUGAUAUAGUAAUAAUAUAUAAAGGUAAAGAGCAAUCCGCAAUCUGGCUUUCUUUUUUUUACUGACACUUAAAUAAGCCGCUAAAUCUUAAUUACAUUUUACAAAACUUAAAAUUGGGGUAACGUAUGUCACCAUAUUAUAGGAAGCAAUUGAAUUGACAUAGUCAUAUGAAAUAUCAAUUAAAACUUUCAUAUUUUUAUAGUUGCCCCAAGUUUUUUCACAUCCCUUUUUUGUAAAUUAGCUAGUAUCCUAAACUAACCCAACAAUAACUUUUAUUACAAGUAGGUAGUAAAAUAGUCCAUUACCCAUAAUGACAAUCCAAUCGGCCUUAAUACCUAUGUUCCGAGUUGUUUCAUAGUAGCACAACACAUCAUAGAGACAUUGUUGUAAAAAAAAAUAGCUUAGUUUUCUUUUAAGCCGAACUAGUCACCUGACUACGCAAUAGAGUCAAUAACAUGCCUAGCGCGGUAAACUUACGGCAAACAUAUGACCAGGGGCCUAUCGCGAAAACUGAAAUUCGCAAAUUGCGGAGAUCUUUCUCUUUUACUCUCUCUCUAAGACGUAAUUAGAGUGACAGAGAAAAAUGCCCGCAAUUGACAAACUUCGAUUUUCGCGAUUGUAGAUAGCCCAGAGGUUUUCUUUUUGACCGCCUGCGGUGUGUUCCUACAGAAACGUCCUCUUGUAGCCGUAACGGGUCGUAAUGGUUGCCUUGCAGUGUGUGACCGCGACAACGCUUUGCAUGUAAUAACGAUGUCCCACUCACACGUCACGCCGAAGACGGCCUUACGGCGCGAGGUAAUGUAAAAGUUAUAUGAACCGUUUUCCUGUAUCAGCGCAGUAAUGCCCCGAUUUUACUUUUUAAUAUGAAAUUAAUUUUAACUAGUCUCAACAGAAACAUUUUAAAAAUUUGGCCAUCAUAAAACUGGCGUUAUUAAUGAGAUUAUAACAGGAAACAAUAGUGUGUUAUGGUACUACAACCAAUUAAAUGAAGUAUCAAGUAUCAACCAAGUAAUGGAUCGGGGUACGUCCUUAAACUACGUCCAAAAGAGAGGUAUGGGCAGUUGCUCUAGAUGUCAUUCCACAUCUAGAGCAGAGCCCAACUGGGGAAGUACCUCCACCUUACAGAAAACAGCAGCCAAAUAACACUAGUCCCUACUCAUAGUGUUGUGUUCCUGCCGGCGAGUAAGGUUGCCAGAGCUCAACGAGGGGGGGCGGGUUUAGGGUCGGCAACGCGCAUGUAACUCCUCUGGAGUUGCAGGCGUACAUAGGCUACCGAGACUGCUUACCAUCAGGCGGGCCGUAUGCUUGAUUGCCACCGUCGUAGUAUUAAAAAAAAUCUAAAGGAGGCUUGUUAAAUAUGUAUGUCCAGUUAAUAGAUUACCUUCUAAUAAUCAUGUAAGUCAGGGUAUUACUGCUGGCAUAUAUCUGGGCCUAGAAUGUAAAUUAUUGUAACCGUCCUCCCCGGAAGAAGGCGGGUCUAUCUGAACGUUUAACUGUUUUGUAACUUAAGUCAUGUUAUAUACUUAUGAUUAAUUAAUAAAUAUAGUUUCAAUUAAA